GGAGACCACGAUGGAGUGAGACCUCCUCAACCUGCCGCGACCACCUCCCCUGCGAGCAGAUAGAUAAAUGCUAGAGGAGACCAUGACCCUGCUGUCCCUGCUAGGUCGGAUCAUGCGUUAUUUCCUGCUCAGACCCGAGACCCUGUUCCUGCUGUGCAUCAGCCUGGCUCUGUGGAGCUACUUCUUCCACACGGACGAGGUGAAGACCAUCGUCAAGUCCAGCCGGGACGCGGUGAAGAUGGUGAAGGGGAAGGUGGCGGAGAUGAUGCAGAACGAGCGCUUCGGAGGGCUGGACGUCCUGGACGCAGAGUUCUCCAAGACCUGGGAGUUCAAGAGCAGCACCGCGGCCGUGUACUCCAUCCAGGGCCGGAGGGACCACAUGGAGGACCGGUUCGAGGUGCUCACCGACGUGGUCAACAAGAGCCACCCGUCUAUCUUCGGUGUUUUUGACGGCCACGGAGGAGAGGCUGCUGCUGACUUUGCCAAGGCCCACCUGCCCGAGGCUCUCCGCCAGCAGCUACUGGCCUAUGAACGGGAGAAAGAGCGAGACAGAGAAAAAGAAAAAGAUGAAAAGAAAGAAAGGGGUGGCCCCUCCUAUCCUUCCAUCCUGGAGAAGCAGAUCCUGACGCUGGACAGAGAAAUACUGGAUAAGCUGUCUGCCACUUACAAUGAAGCAGGUACCACAUGUCUGGUGGCCCUGCUGUCCGAUAAGGAGCUGACCGUGGCCAACGUCGGAGAUUCACGCGGAGUCCUUUGCGAUAAAAACGGCAAUGCUAUUCCUCUAUCGCACGACCACAAACCUUACCAGCUCAAGGAGCGCAAGAGGAUCAAGAAGGCUGGUGGUUUCAUCAGUUUCAACGGUUCGUGGCGCGUCCAGGGCAUCUUGGCCAUGUCCCGUUCUCUGGGCGACUACCCCCUGAAGAACCUCAACGUGGUCGUUGCGGAUCCUGACAUCAUGUCCUUCGACCUGAACAAGGUACAGCCGGAGUUCAUGAUCCUGGCGUCCGACGGCCUGUGGGACACCUUCAGCAACGAGGAGGCGGUCCGCUUCAUCAGGGAACGAUUGGACGAGCCUCACUUCGGCGCCAAGAGCAUCGUCCUCCAGUCCUUCUACCGUGGCUGCCCUGACAACAUCACCGUCAUGGUGGUAAAGUUCAAAAGCAAGGCCAGCGAGAAGUAGACCACCCAACUACCACAUGCAGUAUCAAUAUCUUGUUUGAAUAGGCUUAAGAGGAAAGAUUUACCGAGUGAGCCAACAACUUUCUGAGCAAGAACUAUAUCUCUCACAGAUAUUUACAGAGGUUUGCCCAUCGACGCAUCAACCACGCCCCCUACUUUACUUUUAAUGAGGUAAAAGUGACACAAGUAAGGAAAUGUCUUUUAUUUGUGUAUAGCCAUAUCUAUGAGACACCGUUAUGUGGGAUUAUUCACUGUCAUGCAAAUAAACAGAUUGAGCUGUGCGUGUGUGUGUGUGUGUGUUUAGACUACCUUUGGGGACAGAUUUCAGAUUUAAAACCAGUGCUGGAUGGCUGUGUCCACAAUUGGGGGGAAAAACUUAUAAUUGGGUGAAUUGUUACUAAAAGGUUUGGGUAAGAGUUAGGGUUAUUCAGGUUUUGAUUAGUGUAAAGUCCCAAAAUUGACUGUGUGUGUGUGUGUGUGAGUGUGUGAGUGUCUCACAUUAACCACCACUUCAUUUAUUAGCCAACAACAACCGAUUUAUUGGAACAGAAUUUCCACUUCUAUAUUAUUUCAAACGUGAUGCCUUUCACUCAACAUUGAUGUGACCACUGAUUAACUUUCAAAUAAAUUUUCCACAUCUUCUUAUUGUAUCUAUGUCCACCGGGAGACUGCACUGAAAAUUCUGUAAUUCAACACGUUUCAUGCAAAACAUGAAUUUGAAUUACUUCCCUUUAUUCAUAAAAAACGUCCUAUAAACUUGUUACAAUUAUACAAUUAAUACAUGUGCAGCAAUAGAACAGAUUACAUUGUUACCUCACAUUUGCUGAAUGCAAGACUUCUCGAUGUGAGAAUGAAGUGUUUUGUCUUGAAUGGCCCCCUCUUUACUUUUGAAUGUUGUUUUUUCACUUAAAAUAACUACUAGUUUUUGAUUAUCAAUUAUUUUGAAAACUGAUCAGGCUCCUUGUAACAACUGAUAAUGUAGCAUCUGUUUGAUAGUAACGCAGCUUGUCACAGUGUCAUUUUAAAUGGUUAUAAAAUCGAAUACAGUCUUUUGAACUAAUACAUUUCCAGACCGUGUGGUGAUAUUGAAGUAACAUCUCACUGACAGCAAUAACACUGACUUUAAUCGUACAAACCUGUAAGAAGAAGAUAAAAUGUUGAGUUUUCAAAAUAAUAAUAAUAAUUUAUAUAAUAAUUGGCCUUAAUUUUAUUACUAAAUGAUC
Messenger RNA from Limanda limanda (common dab), 2402 nucleotides. RefSeq names its product protein phosphatase, Mg2+/Mn2+ dependent, 1Lb (gene ppm1lb). The record is from RefSeq and is a predicted model, not a curated record. Gene Ontology annotation, biological process: protein dephosphorylation. Bases 68 to 1180 code for a protein of 370 amino acids. Lineage: Eukaryota; Metazoa; Chordata; Actinopteri; Pleuronectiformes; Pleuronectidae. The transcript has 4 exons. Gene Ontology annotation, molecular function: protein serine/threonine phosphatase activity; cation binding.